GUCUGUCAAUGUCAUUUCUGUUGGAAAAAAGAUGCAGAAGGUCGUGCAGCGAAAUGAGCGUAAUUUGCGUGAAAUUAUUUGCAAAUAUAGUUGAAGACAGUGAGAAAAUAUAUAUAUCAAGAGAACUUAGCUUUAUGUGUGUUUAGAUUAAGAGCAUAACAGGAACAUCCUUAUUGUUACUAGCCAUAGACAAGUUUUAUGUGUUGAGCUCGAUCAAAGGUCCUACGUAUGUGAAAACGUUUUCGUGUAUUUUUUCGGCGGUGGGGAGACGAUCGCGGAUCUUAGCCAACAAGAAGCAUCAAGUGGAAGCCAUUGUGGUUUCCGUGGAGAAGAUAAAGAAGCGGGUCCAUUUGCCCAUUGUCCCCACUUUCAAUACAGCAGCAACGCAGGAAUGAGCGAAAUUUGGGUCGGUAAGGCGGUCUCGAUCCACUGCCUUUCGGACAUAGGUGUCUUCCAGGGUGUCAUCUCGCGGGUCAGCCCUCUGGAAAUUGUGAUAACAAGGGCAGUGCGAAACGGAAUUCCAUUCAAAAGAGACGAUGUUGAGGUUACUUUGAAUUGUAAGGACAUUGAAAGGGUGGAAAUGCUUUCCGAUGUACCCUGUUUCGAAUCACUCCCGAGCCAAUCGGACCAGUCGGAUGAUUCCAUCGAUGCGGAGCUAGAAGCUCUGAAAAUCGUUGUGAUGAAUGCAGCUACCAGUCAGAACAAAUCUCCCAAAAACACCAAUGUGAAGCAGGCUUCAAAAUCUCCGGUGCCAAUCAAGUAUAAUAAUGGUCAGAUCAAAAAUGGAUUUGAGAAUGGAUCUACCAAAAGCACCAGUCGGCCAAUAGAUAUAGCCGGUGCCGGAACCUUUAUGAAAGGAGUUCUAUCCACGUCGUACAAAAGUGACAACCUGAGGAAAAAAUCUCGCAACGGAAAUGGUAACAACUAUAACAAUCGCUAUUCCAACAAAAACUCCACCUUCGGGACACCUGUGGACGAUCCGAUAAUGGAUGAGGAGUUUGACUUUGAGAAAAAUCUUGCCCUAUUCGAUAAGCAAGCCAUUUGGGAUGAGAUCGAGUCAUACCAGCAAAGGCCGGACACUACGCGGCAGAGGGCUUCGAGGAAGAAAUAUCGUCACGACGAGAAUGUGCUCACCUCGGAACCAGCCCAAUAUCGGCAAAUAGAGCUGAUAAGCAGGGUUCCGGAAGCAGCAACCACCAUCGGUCAAGAGUACGUAACGGAUGAGGGGUUAGUCAUCCCAUCGAUACCUCGCAGCACUCGUGACCUCAUUCAACAGCUAGCGGAAAACCGUGGUUUAUCGAUUGAGCGUCAAAACGAUCUCCUCGCGCGGGGCGCCUCCGAGAUUGCCCUCCAACUGCUGGGAGGCUCGCGACGUCUAACGCCCAACAAUCAGCACCAGUGGCCAAGGAUUGUGAUCAUAUGUGACGAACCGUACAACGCAAGACUGAGUGAGAUUGGUAUCGUCACCGGACGAUUGCUUGCCUGCCACGGUUUGGCGGUGAUCCUUUACGUGACCCGUGCGAUAAAAUCCACCAGAAUCAGCAACGAGCUGGAGCUGUAUGAGGCGACCGGCAACGUGGUUACUUUCAACGCUCAACUCCUUCCAUCCUGUGAUCUAAUCAUCGCCACCGUUAAGUCGCGCUAUCUCAGCGAACCGAUUCGCAAGUGGAUUUCGGUCAGCCGUGCGCCAGUACUCGCCAUUGAUCCGCCGGUCGGAGGAAUUGACUCCGUGCCGACUAAAUGCUCCAUUUUGCCCAUUUUACCGCUGAACGAUUUGGGUCCGGAGUCCGCGUGCGGACGAUUGUACCUUUGCAACUUGGGCAUUCCCAACAAGUUCUUCGUUGAUGCUGGCGUCAGAUACAAAUCGCCGUUCGACAAGGCCAUCAUUCCAAUACACCGGCGGACGGAAUAGAUGAUUCAUCAAAAGUUUCGAGGAAAACACUUCUAGUGUGAAUGGAGCAACAAAAACUGCAUUUUAUAUCGUGUCUCUGACUGAGGAGAAGAGUAUAAUGGGACGAUCGGAAUGAGGCCGUUUCGGACAGAUAUCAUAUUGUUUUUUAUUUCAACGGACAAGAUUCUAUAGCUGAAAAAGAGACACUGACGAGGAAGGAAACAAAAAAAAAGAUGUUCCUUGGAUGUUUCUGAAUGAUUGUCGAAGGUUAUGAUGUGGCACUCCACCGGAAAAUAUUAAAACACCAGGGAACAAGCGCAACAAUGUACCUUUUUUU
Toxorhynchites rutilus septentrionalis is the source of this 2228-nucleotide messenger RNA. It is a transcript of the gene Edc3, whose product is annotated as enhancer of mRNA-decapping protein 3. The record is from RefSeq and is a predicted model, not a curated record. Gene Ontology annotation, biological process: P-body assembly; deadenylation-independent decapping of nuclear-transcribed mRNA. Bases 392 to 1912 code for a protein of 506 amino acids. Gene Ontology annotation, cellular component: P-body. Gene Ontology annotation, molecular function: mRNA binding. The transcript is spliced from 2 exons. Lineage: Eukaryota; Metazoa; Arthropoda; Insecta; Diptera; Culicidae.